ACACACACACACACAUACACACACACGCACGCACACCCUCACGCACUCGCAUGCAUCAUGAGGCUGCUGCCGCUGGUGGUCUCGGUGGUCUCAGCGCUCUCUCUGGCUUACUACGUUUACAUCCCGCUGCCUGAUGCCAUCCAGGAGCCCUGGAAGUUGAUGCUGUUGGACGCUAGUUUCAGGGCGACGUUCCACUUGGCUGUUCUGAAGCAGUGGCUCGGCUUGGACCACUACAUCAAGUCUAUCAGGCAGUCCACGGAGUUCCUGAGCUCCGAGUCCAGCGGAGGGGUCAUCCCAGGGGUGAAGAUCAGGGACAUCACCUUCGACGGCGUCGCAGUGAGACUUUAUGAACCCCCGGCUGGAGGAGAGGGUCAUCUGAGGAGAGGCCUGUUGUAUUUACACGGAGGAGGCUGGGCCCUGGGCAGUUCCAAGAGAGGGACGUAUGAUCAAAUCAACCGGAUGGUUUCGGACGAGCUCAACACUGUUGUGGUCGCCGUUGAGUACCGCCUGUAUCCAGAGGUGCACUUCCCGGUGCCGUAUCUGGACUGCCUCGCUGCUGCCAAACACUUCUUGUCUCCAGAGGUUCUGAGCAAGUAUGCGAUCGACCCUGAGCGCGUGGCUGUGGCAGGAGACAGUGCUGGAGGAAACCUGGCUGCCGCGGUAGCUCAGGAGAUCUCCACAGACGACGGCGUGAGUGUGAAAUUCAGCGUGCAGGCUCUGAUCUACCCGGUGCUCCAGGCCCUGGACUUCAACACGCCAUCUUACCUGCAGAACCAGCAAAUGCCCGUUCUGUCCCGGAACCUCAUGGUCCAGUUCUGGCUGCAGUACCUCAACGCUGACCUUUCUCUGCAGCCGCAGCUGCUGGCGAACAACCACAGUGCCUUACACCGCUCCACUAUCACCCCGGAGCUGAGGUCGCGGGUCGACUGGAGCGUCCUGCUGCAGCAGAAAUACAAGAAGGACCACCAGCCCGUCGUCGUGGAGAAGGGAGCGCACGGAAUCGUGAAGGACGUGCCGGCGCUGCUGGACGUCCGGGCGGCGCCGCUGCUGGCCAGUUCGGAAGUGUUGGCCAAAAGCCCGCGUUCGUACGUCCUCACGUGCGAGUACGACGUGUUGAGGGACGACGGGCUGAUGUACGCUCGCCGCCUGAGAGACGCGGGAGUCACGGUCACCAGCGAGCACUACGAGGACGGCUUCCACGGAUGUUUCAGCUUUGUAGCCUGGCCGAUAGAAUUUGAAGUAGGAAAGAGGGCAGUCAGGGGCUACCUCGACUGGCUGCAGAAAAACUUGUAGGUGUGUGAGUGUGUGUGUGGGUGUGGGUGUGUAACUGAUUUAUAUGAAUGCACUAGCCCUCUGCUUUAAAUGAUUGACUUACCAAAGGGCUCGUAAAUGUGCUAUCUGGGCUCAGGGCUCUCAUGAACCUGCAUACAUGUGAAGUUUUUAUAAUCAUUUCAAGCAGUUUACAGUCUGCUGGCAAACAUCAGCAUCACUAACACUGUGACCAACUAAUUAAGAGACUUAAUAAAUACAUAAAAUGGUUUUACAGCCGCAAGCCUCUAUUAGAAAAUAAAUCAGCCAUUUCCACUGGGAGAUACCGUGUUGGUACAGUCAUACAUAAUAUCCAUAACACAAACACACAAGCAAUAAAUGUUCUAAGAGGAAUACAUUUUAUACUUUUGGAAAAACAACAAGUUGGAGCCCUCAGGCAGCAGAGUGUGUCGUUUCAGCUAAGUUUGAUGUGUGAUUCUGCUGCUAUUUCAACAUUUCUCCCCUAAUUUGUGCCCCCUAAAUUUUUUCAGUAUACAGUGGGACUAACUUUCAGAUGUAUUCUGUUUUUUUCAAAGAGGAUAAAAGUUUCCAUUUGGGUAUGAAUGAUUUUUUUUCUGUUUAAAAGGAAAGUUUUCCACAAAAAUCUGAGUGAAUCCAAAAAAAUGUAUGAAACUUCCCCUUUGUGGGUGAGUGGUGGUGACCCACGAUACAGUAUUCACCCCAGAAAUAUUCUGUGAGGUCAUGCUGCCACACACACAUUAACCUCAACGAUCGACUACUUCUAUCACCAGCAUCAUGAAUAACCCUCGACUCCACUGAAUAAUGAAAGACUUGUUUACAUGUAAAUCAGUUAAAAUUUUUAUUUGCAAUUAAUGUGAAAAAGUAGGAAUGGUAUUUUGUGGAGCUCUGUGAUGAGCUAAAUAUCGAGCAAAGGGCAGUGUACACACCGGUCAAGUCAACAGUGCCUCACAAGACAGAGACCGUCACACACAUGAAUUCACACAUAUGGCCAGACACCUAACAAGCAAGCAAGGCAGAGAGAGAACAUGCAAACUAAGCUGGCUCGGGAUCAAACUCAGAAAACCCUUCUCACUAUGAAUUGAGAGCACUUAACCAGCUUGACCUGAUUUCAUCUCUUCAACGUUCACGUUCCUCAAUUGAGGGUCAAUUCAAUUAAAUUGGUUCUGGGCAUUAAAGAGUCUUUGAUCCAUCGCCAUGCCGAAUGAGACCUCCCACCAGGAGGGUAACUCAAAAAGAAAACGUAAUUAAUACAACAGAAAAUGAGGCAUUGA
Salarias fasciatus (jewelled blenny) is the source of this 2561-nucleotide messenger RNA. RefSeq names its product neutral cholesterol ester hydrolase 1a (gene nceh1a). The transcript has 5 exons. The record is from RefSeq and is a predicted model, not a curated record. The coding region runs from base 58 to 1293 and encodes 411 amino acids. Gene Ontology annotation, molecular function: carboxylic ester hydrolase activity. Gene Ontology annotation, cellular component: membrane. NCBI's taxonomy places the organism in Eukaryota, Metazoa, Chordata, Actinopteri, Blenniiformes, Blenniidae.